AUGAAACGUGAUGAAGUUGGUCGAUGUGAAUAUGAAAAUAUGAAGAACAAAUUAGCGGCAAGUCGAGGUGGUUAUACGCUUGCACCGACCAGUGCACCGAAACUUGAAGUUACGAUCAAUCAGAAUUGUGCCGAUAAUUUAUCGACCUACUCGGAUCUCAAAGCACCCAUUCGACCGCCGACCAGUCCUCCCCCACCACCGCCGAUCAGCUGCUCUGAGUAUGCGCAGCCAACGGCACCAAUGUAUAACCCAUCAUGGAUUGAUAAGUUUCCAAGACGUGAAAAUAAAGGAAUGUUUCGAGUUGCGCUUGUUGAGGCAUUACUAGCUGUAGUGAUUCUCGCUGGUGGUAUCUGGUGUUACUGCGACACACCCGCAUAUUGUCCUUACUAUUCGGCAAUAUGGACGUCUUCUGUCUACCUUCUCAACGCCAUUGUCGGUAGUAUAGCGGCUAAAUACGGCUCAAUUAAUCUUUACAUGGCACAUUUAGUGCUUUCGCUGAUUUCGAUUAUGGUGUGUGCUGUAAGUGGAUUAUUAUCAGCCAGAAACUGGACGUUAAUCGGUACAUAUCAGCAUCCAAAAAUCAAUCGAAAUCAAGCGUUUUGCUUACUAGGUGAACAUGAUGCACCACGUCUUAGUUAUAUAUUCAGUCAAAUGGAUCAGUAUGAUUUCAAGGCAUGUCUGUUCGAAUUAAAAAUAAUCGCAAUGAGUAGUAGUGAAGGGCGAUUCGGUGUGAGGACUCGUUGA
Molecule: messenger RNA, 744 nt
Organism: Anisakis simplex (herring worm)
Lineage: Eukaryota; Metazoa; Nematoda; Chromadorea; Rhabditida; Anisakidae
Source: the annotation of a GenBank genome assembly